Pelmatolapia mariae (spotted tilapia) is the source of this 1060-nucleotide messenger RNA. RefSeq lists its product as uncharacterized. The coding region runs from base 1 to 1059 and encodes 352 amino acids. Gene Ontology annotation, molecular function: cysteine-type endopeptidase inhibitor activity. Gene Ontology annotation, cellular component: extracellular region. The record is from RefSeq and is a predicted model, not a curated record. The transcript is spliced from 7 exons. NCBI's taxonomy places the organism in Eukaryota, Metazoa, Chordata, Actinopteri, Cichliformes, Cichlidae. Gene Ontology annotation, biological process: negative regulation of endopeptidase activity.
AUGAGUGUGUACCUGCUGGUCCUGUGUUUGGCUUUGCUGCCCCAGGGAGGGGAGGCCUCGGACCCUCCAGGCUGCACGAGCCCUGAUGCAGUGCGAGUGGCAGAAGAGGCGCUGGAACAGAUCAACAAGGACAGGAAAAAUGGAUACAUCUGGAGCCUCAACAGGCUCUAUGAUCUGUCUCACACUCCAGAACAGGGGAAAGAUGGAUCUCUGUACAAACUAACCAUCGAUGUCAUGGAGACCAAAUGCCACAUCACCAGUGGAAAACCGUGGAAACAAUGCGAAGUCAGAAAUAUUGGGAAUGUUCCAGUGUAUGGAGAGUGUCAAGUAUCUGCCUAUGUUCACACUCAAGUCAAACUACAAAGCUACUCCUGUACAAUUCGUGAAGUUCCAGCUACUGCAGUGGUGGACACGUGCCCAGACUGUCCCACGGCCGAAAAUCUGAAUGAGCCCAUUGUCAAAGAGACGGCCAAUCUCUGCCUGCAGAGGUUCAAUGAGGAGAGCCGCCUGGCCAACUACUUUACUCUGGAGAACAUAACGAAAGCCAGUUCACAGUGGGUUGUUGGUCCGUCCUACUUUGUGGAAUUCACUAUAGUGGAGACAGUUUGUUCAAAGGAAACAGAUGUCAGUGAACUGAGCAGCUGCACACCUAUGGACUGUCAGUUUGCUCACAGAGGCUUCUGUUCGGGCUCACAUGUGGCUCGUGAGGAUCAGUUUGAAAUCAGAAACCCUGGUGGCAAAAGGGAUGGCUUGAUUCAAGAUAAGAAACCUGUAGAGGUGAAAUGUGAGAUCUAUGAACCUCAGGCUUCCUCUGUGGAGGAGCAGGCUCACGCAAAAGCAGGCAGUGUGCACACUGAACACCAGCACCAUAACCACACUCACCUGCAUCCCCAUGAGCACCUCCACUCAGACUCACCCAGCCCAGACAUUACACUCUCCGUGUCUCAGAACCUUGGGACUGUGGUGAAUCAGCCUGCCUCUCCCAGAGCUUCACCAGCAGGCAGCUCCUGCCCCGGACCCCGCAGACACAAUCUGGGUUUACGGAAUCUCAGGCUCUGAU